CGGUUCUCCCACCCGCCGAAUCUUUCGACGCUCGGCCCCCAUACUAGGCCCCAGGUGUCAGUUCUUUCUCCUUCCCCGGCACGCCCCCUCCUUUCUUUCUUCCUCGCGCUCAUCCCAUCUCCGACCAGACUCCCCCCCCCCAUCAUUCGCCCUCCCAAGAUUCCUUUCAGUAUCCAAAUCCCCACUAUCUCCAUGGAUUCCUCUUCCAGUUUUACCAGGAGGCUUGGAUGCGCCUCCCGUUGUGUGCAGCCCCUAGAAGAACCUGUCUUCCGUUGCUUCUGUGGGGAUCCCGCCUUUUCUGUAACCUCAGGAACUCUCCGGAAUCCUGGUCGCAAGUUCUACAUCUGCCACAAGGCAGGAAUCGGCAGGGGCUGCAAGCUUUGGAUUUGGGAGGAUGUGUUUAUGCGAUUUGUUGAUGAAAUGGUGGAGUACUGCACCGCUUCAACCCUUGACUGCCUGCAUGAACAACUUUCCUUGGCCCGCGAAGCGUUGGUCAGCAAUGAGGAGAAGCUUGACAAGAUCCGCCAGGAAGCUGAGGAAGAGCAUGUCAAAAUGGUGCUCAAAGUCCAGGAAUUGGAAGUGAAGCUGCAAGAGUCAGAGCACAAGGUGCAGAGUUUGCGUCAGGUUCAGGUCAGGGGGUGAAGAUGGUCAGUUCUAGUCGAUAUGUGUGAUGCAAUUAUGAGGCUCUUCAAGUCCCUGGACGAUGGAAUGUACCAGCCUGGCUUCAACCGUUGGAGGCAUUUCAUGCCAGCCACAUUUGCGGAGCUAGCUCUGAAUGGAGAUAACUACCUUGGUGACAACCGCAUCCGUUCAUCUUUUGUUGGGAACCACAUCACCUAUAACAUUGAAGACUGUAGCAUGCUUGUUGUACCAGUUGUUCGUGAUGGGAGAUGCAGCUGCUACUUUUGGAACUUUGAGCAGCAGCGAAUUCAUGUUCUAGACCCACUCAUGAUGAGGUGUUGCACUUCUAGUGUGCACCGUCGACAUGGUCAAAAUGUCACAAUUAUUAAUGAAGCUAUUUCAAGGUGCGAAGAUACCUAUUUCCAAGGCUGGAACGUAAACAUGAUUGGUUGGGACAGAUGCUACACUGUUGGUCUUGGCCAAAGUUGCCACAGUAAUAACUCAGGGUUUGCCACACACUACGCUGGCCAGGCCCUGCAUGUCCCCGGACGUCGUCCCGUUCCCUACGCCACUCACACCUCCGGUCGCCGUCCCACUAGACCGAUCCGGUGCCCGUCGCCGUCAAUCCUCCUCCAGCCUGCCUUCCAAUCAGUGAGCAGAAGGCCAAGGACGUGCUGCUCUACCACUACAAACACGCAGCCCAAAGGUUCUCUGCAAAGCUCACCCCCUAGCAGAUCCAGGAGUUCCAGAGUGAGCCCCCCUCCCCUACUUCAUUGUCUCAUCACUGUACUGGGAAAAAAACUUCAGAGAACAUUAUUUUGGCCGCACCAAAUUUAGUGGAUGCCCAUGGUG
Molecule: messenger RNA, 1473 nt
Organism: Panicum virgatum (switchgrass)
Lineage: Eukaryota; Viridiplantae; Streptophyta; Magnoliopsida; Poales; Poaceae
Exons: 8
Coding region: 664-1458 (264 amino acids)
Source: RefSeq, a predicted model, not a curated record